Messenger RNA from Dreissena polymorpha, 2633 nucleotides. RefSeq names its product dual specificity protein kinase shkD-like. The coding region runs from base 199 to 1158 and encodes 319 amino acids. NCBI's taxonomy places the organism in Eukaryota, Metazoa, Mollusca, Bivalvia, Myida, Dreissenidae. The transcript has 2 exons. The record is from RefSeq and is a predicted model, not a curated record.
AAAAUCGUCACUGAUUCAGUUAGAGUUCAACGGGCAAGUAUGAUAGUGCUAUUUGAGACAAAAAGGAAGUGAACUCUCAAAAAAACUUUGCUACUGGACUUUUUACUUUAAAUAAAAAUAAACCAAAGUAGACGAAUGUUUAAAUUAUAAACAUGUAUUGAAUAACCUUGUGAACAUUGUGGCCAAUACGGAUUUCAGAUGGUUAAUCACAAAAACAUUAUUUAUGAACGAUUUACGACAACUCCGGUAAAGCAUGUCGACCCCACGGCGGACGUUUCACAAUACAUUGGCCCCGACAGAAUGAGCGCGCCGGAACUUCCGCCAAUCAACCCGACUAGAAAAAACGCUCUGAUCAACGAAUACCGGAGAAGUCACACGUUCAAUUACGUCAAAUCCACCACCGAAACGCGUGACAAGCGUCAUAGCAUCUACAGCGAUUCAGCGCUUCAGGGUUUGGCCGGAAACAGCAAGAGUCGUACGUCGUCGUCCUCGUCGUACAGCACGAGGAACCGCGUCCUGUCGGCAGGCGCUUACCGUCAGAAACUGACGACUGAUUUACCAAAAGAUUUUUUGUCAGGGUUCCCCGCAAAGAUUGAGAACUCCACAAUGAGAAGCAAAGCAAUCCCAGAGGCUACACCCCGUGUUGCCUCCACCCCGCGAAAAACAAGCGUGAAGGAAAUGAUUACGUCACAGCGUAAAAUCCACCCGAGCACCAGUGACGCGGCGCUGCCGUCGCGCGUCGGGUCUACGAACGGCUACGUGUCAACUAUGCCUCGGAACAGCUCGGACAAAAGCUUGUCUGAUAAGCGCAAUUCGAAAAACGUGCCAAACAACAACAACAACAACAUCAGCUCAGUGCAUAACAAUCAUAAAACCGGUCGCCGCAGUCAAAUGAACACUACUAUAAACGGUCUCCGGAAAUACUCGUCGACGCUCGGCCUCGACACGAAGGCGGACAAGCGGUCGGAAGAGGAGACCGCCGACGACGAAGAGCUGUUAGACUCGGACAGUGACACGGAGAAAAGUCAGCGAGUUAUUCAGUGGAUCAUCGGCGUGAACCGGGAGGCCGAGCCGCCGGAAGAGCCGCUCAUCGAUCACGUGGAUGAGCCACCGCAGCGGGACACGGCAAUACGUAUAGUGUACGACGGGGACUCGUGAACACUGCCCGGUACCCCCGGGACAUAAUUUAAUAUCUGUGAUAGCACGAGAGACGGAAGUGCGCCGUAGACGGCGCUUUUGACGGCGUUGCAAUUAUUUUUCGUGUUCUGUUGGUAGCGGAAGUUUUCUUCCCGUGUAUUUUGCACGGCGGAAGUGGAGAGUUAUUUGUUCAAUUUUGUUAAUCCUGACGUCGUCAUCGUCGUCAUUUUUUUAUUGUAUUUAUUAUCUUUGUUGCAUUUGUUCGAUUUUCUUUCAAACAAGCACAAGCAUUGUGUGUUACUAGUUCCAUAUAUGGUAGUGAGCCUUAUGCUAACGUUAAGCUUCAGUUAUCACAUCGGAGCCUCGUUCUGCGAAAUCGUACUGUAAUGCAUAACGUAAAGUGACAGACUAGCUUGUUUAGUACGUACAGACUUAUCAAGGACGACACAUUCCGCUUUUAUGGAAUUUGUUCGUUUAAAGAAAGUCCAUUCUCAACGAAAAUCCAGUUUAGGCGGUAAGUGUCGUCCCUGAUUAGCCUGCAUGGACUGCACCGGCUUAUCUGGAGUGAGACUUUACGCACAUGCAUUAAGCAAGGUUUUCCCAUAAAGAGGCUUGCUUUUUCGCCAUUUAUCAUCAUGUUUACGACUCUUUAAAAAAUUCUUAUGACUUGGCACAUGUCUGACAUGGAUCUAUGAUAAUGUUUUCAUGACCAUGUCAGUCAACCGUAUGCCCAUAGCAAAUAAAAUACACCUAGCCCUUUAAUAUAUGACACCAAAUAUAAAUAUGUUCUGAUAAAAACUGUAUAUGCCACCCCGUCUUAAACACACGUUAAGUUGUCCAGUCAUCUUCUGAUUUAAUACACGGAAAUCUGUUGAUCGGAUUUCAUGUUCAAGAAAUACUUUUAAUAAUUUUUUUUUAUAAAACGCUUCAUUUUAAAGAUGCCAAUGAUUGUAUCAAUAUUACGAUUAUCUAGCAUUUUCCAAUGUUCCUGUUUUACGUGUUUGUGUGAAUGAGUGUUCUUCUUAUGACCACCGGAAGUUCCCUUGGUAUCCCGUUGUUAGUAAUUGCAUUGGGUCUUGGAAAAUAAGUUACACUUACCGGUAUGUAAAAUAAAACGUUAAUGCCAAGAUGAACACUUGCUUAAUAAAAUAAAUACUGGAUAUUAGACACACGUGUAUAUAAUGAGUGCUCAAAGAAAUACACAUGCAGAUUGCAUAACCGAAUAUACUUUGAGUUUGUAAAUAUAAUAUAUGGACACAUAUUGUUAAUUUAUUAUCCAAUAUAGAUUCUGUUUUCGGCAAUAUUAAUUAAAGGCAGAUUUUCGAGGAAACUCACAAAACUGUUGUUAUUGCAUCUACGUUAGUUAAAGCUGAUAACUAUUAUGGCUGCAUUGUUUUGUUAUAUGCGAUUUAAUUUAUUUCAAACAUGUUUAUAAAACGUAUAUUGUUAAAUCUACAUUGACCAUGUAUUAGAAUAAAUAAUGCAUGAAACAUAAA